AUGAGAAACUUGUUGAUCGGUGAAGGUGGUGGGGGCGAUGGGCGGAAUGACGCUGCUGUAGACCAGCUUUCCGCGAAAGAGACCGCCAGUGGCAGCGAGUAUUCUGAAAAUGAAUCUGUUAACUUUGAUAGCGACGAUGACUCCGACCCCGAGUUCGACCUCUCCCUCUUCCGAUCCGGCGCCAUCAACACCCCCAACGGAAUGUUCGUCUUCCCACUCCUCGCCCAGUACAGGAUCGGCUAUCUCUACACCCUCCUCCUCCUCUUCACCCACCCCCAGUGCCCCACCCACCCCACCACCCACCGCCUCCUCGCCCUUCUCCGCGACGCGAUCCUCAAAGCCCCACUCAUCCCCACCAUCACCUCCGAAUUCUACCUCCUCACCACAAACUACGAGACCCUCCUCCUCACCGGCUGGGCCAUCAUGCGCACGCACCGCGCGCGCGGCGUCUCCGCCGCCUUCAAGCAGCGCUCCCCUUUCUACGUUGUCGCCUCGCGCUACAGAACCACCUUCAUCGUCACCAAGGCCAGCUUCGAGUCGCCCAUCGCCGUCUGGGCGGAGGGCGUAAAGACGCCGUCGUGGUUCUAUCAGCUCCAUCAUCCGCGCGGGGAGUAUUACUACUAUAUGCCCGGGUUUAACCUCUCGUUCCGCAGGUGGCUUGAGAUUAUGGUGUUUCGGCCGGCUAGGAGACAUGAGUUGUUGAAGGUGGUGAGGAAUGCGCAGAUGGAGGUGGUGGGGUUGGAGUGGGAUAUGGGCUGUGUGCCUGGGAGGUGGUUUGUGGGCCGCUUGGGGGUGGCGAAUUGUAGGCGUGUGGGUGGUGGUGGUGCGCAGCCGGGGGGUAGAUAG
Morchella importuna is the source of this 846-nucleotide messenger RNA. RefSeq lists its product as uncharacterized. The record is from RefSeq and is a predicted model, not a curated record. The transcript has 2 exons. The coding region runs from base 1 to 846 and encodes 281 amino acids. Lineage: Eukaryota; Fungi; Ascomycota; Pezizomycetes; Pezizales; Morchellaceae.